UUUCAUUGUUAUAUCGCUAAAUGUUCGCGCUGCAGGAGGCUACCGAGUGUUUCAGGCCCUUCAUUUUACGUGUGUUGGGCAGCUUUUAUACGUGCCCUCCAUCCCGGUUGGGUGGCCGAGCCGGGGUCUGCUGGCGAGAGUUAUGACCGGGAUGUUGUUGACAGGACUGUGUUGACAAGUCAAUCUGCUCUCCAGUCUCACCGAGGCAGCUGCUGCCGGACACGGAUUCCUCUUCCAGAGUUCACAGACGAGUGGAAAUCUUUAAAUGUCCCACGGUGGCGAGAACUCACGUGACAACCAGGGACACGCCAAAAUGAGUUCUGUGCCCUCGUGACGUCACGCUUAAACUAGUUCUUUAAGCAUCUCCUGUCCAAUGAGAAUAUUCAUCAUGGUUUGCAUCAUUUUGAUGAUAAUAAUCGUUAAACACCAUCUGGUAUGUCAAUGUAACGGUAAUGACAGUGUAAUAAUAUGAUAUAUGAUUAUAUAUCAACCUACGCCUGCGUUGGUGAUGCACAUGUGAAUGAAGUGGACCUAAUCUUACUACCGUAAUUUCCAAACUAUAGAGCGCACCAGAAUAUUACCCGCACACACUAAAUAAAGAAGGAAAAUAGUUCUUGUUCAUGCAUAAGCUGCACCGGUCUAUAAGCCGUUGAUAGGUCAGUGGUGCGCUAGUUUUGAAAACAGGGUCCAGCAUCAAGACUCAUGAAGCAAACUGGAGAGCCAGCUGCUCCCUGGGAACAACUUCACCACUGAGUGCAACAUCCCUGGAAAUUUCAUGUGUGGAGAUGGAAAGUGUGUCCCGGGUGGAUGGCAGUGUGAUGGGUUACCUGACUGCUUCGACAAGAGUGAUGAAAAAGGCUGCCCUAAGGUCAAGUCGAAGUGCGCCCCUACAUUCUUCGCCUGUGCUAAUGGUGUCCACUGCAUAAUCGGACGCUUCCGAUGUAACGGCUUUAGUGACUGUCCCGACGGCAGCGACGAGGAAAACUGUACAGACAACCCAUUGGUGUGCUCGGAGGCUCGCUUCAAGUGUCGGAAUGGUCGCUGUGUGGACCGCAGCUUCUUGUGCAACGGCGAGGACAACUGUCAGGACAACAGCGAUGAAGAGCUCUGCCUGACGACAGCAGAGUCCCCGGGCCAGGACUUUGUCACCCUGGAUUACCGCCUCCGUUACUACCCGAGCAUCACCUACGCCGUCAUCGGUAGCGCCGUCAUCUUCGUCCUGGUGGUGGCGCUGCUGGCCCUGGUGCUGCAUCACCAGAGGAAGAGGAGCGUCCUCCUGCCCAGGGGCGUACGAGGAGGCUCCCACCAUCACCACCACCAGCCGCUGCUCUUGUCCCGGCUGGUCAUCUUGGACCGAGGCCACGUCCCCGGUGGCUCCCCCGCCGCGGCCGCCCAGUACUCCUCAUCCUCUCAGGCGCUGCAGCUGCUGUCUGGGUCGCUGUAUCCUUCUGGGCUGUCAUUAGACUCCCCGCCUUCGUACUCGCAGGCAGUUCUGGAUGUCAGCCGCCCCCCCUGGUUCGACCUGCCUCCACCUCCGUACCUCCAAAACGCUGCUUCAGAGGCGGAGCUGCCACAGUACGAAGCCCCACCACAACCUCCGGCGAACCCGUCUGCACCACAAACUCAGGGCUCAGACUCAACAGUGGUGUCUAGUCACCUGUAGCUGCCCGACAACUGGACUGAGAGGAGAAGCCCACGCUGGCGGGCGGUGUGACACGGCUUGUCGAUGCUUUGGCUCCCUCUGCUGGACAUUUUUCAUUCAACAGCAUCUCAUGACUGUUAGUCUAGAUUGUGAUUUCUUUUGGAUUUAAUCAAUCCUAAUUCAUGUUUUUUUUCCACUGUGUAGGAUAUUUUAUACUGUAGCAAUUCAGAAGUUUUGUUCUUCCUGUUGAAGUUUUGGAAGAAUUUGACUGACAACAUGCACAAGAUGGCUGUCGUCACAGCUACGCCUCACGUUGCGGUAGUUCACAGGCUAUUAACAGUCGCUGUACAAAGAACCUUCGCCAGUCACUUAGAACAACCAGACUUUGUUGUAGGGGUGUUAAAGGGCCAUUUAGUUGAUCAAUCAUUCCAGGAAAAUAAAUUCUACUGAAGACCAA
Messenger RNA from Synchiropus splendidus (mandarinfish), 2099 nucleotides. RefSeq names its product low density lipoprotein receptor class A domain containing 3 (gene ldlrad3). Lineage: Eukaryota; Metazoa; Chordata; Actinopteri; Syngnathiformes; Callionymidae. The record is from RefSeq and is a predicted model, not a curated record. The transcript has 6 exons. Bases 776 to 1663 code for a protein of 295 amino acids. Gene Ontology annotation, cellular component: plasma membrane. Gene Ontology annotation, molecular function: protein binding. Gene Ontology annotation, biological process: receptor-mediated endocytosis.